Molecule: messenger RNA, 1599 nt
Organism: Dipodomys spectabilis (banner-tailed kangaroo rat)
Lineage: Eukaryota; Metazoa; Chordata; Mammalia; Rodentia; Heteromyidae
Gene: Ing4
Product: inhibitor of growth family member 4
Exons: 8
Coding region: 69-809 (246 amino acids)
Biological process (GO): positive regulation of apoptotic process; regulation of DNA-templated transcription
Cellular component (GO): nucleus
Source: RefSeq, a predicted model, not a curated record
GUCUGUGCUGUCUCCUACGCGUCAGUCACUUCCGAGGCGAACCGGAAGUUGCUUUGUUUUGCUUCAAGAUGGCUGCUGGGAUGUAUUUGGAACAUUAUCUGGACAGCAUUGAAAACCUCCCCUUUGAGUUACAGAGGAACUUUCAGCUCAUGAGGGAUCUCGAUCAAAGAACGGAGGAUCUGAAGGCCGAGAUCGACAAGCUGGCCACCGAGUACGUGAGCAGCGCGCGCAGCCUCAGCUCCGAGGAGAAGCUGGUCCUGCUUCGGCAGAUCCAGGAAGCUUACGGCAAGUGCAAAGAGUUUGGUGAUGACAAGGUGCAACUCGCCAUGCAGACCUAUGAGAUGGUGGACAAACACAUCCGACGGCUGGACACGGACCUGGCCCGCUUCGAGGCAGAUCUGAAAGAGAAGCAGAUGGAAUCCAGUGACUACGACAGUUCUUCCAGCAAAGAAGGCAGGAGCCAAAAGGAGAAGAAGGCCGCGCGGGCUCGUUGUAAGGGCAAGAUCUCGGAUGAGGACGUCCCCAAAGCCACCCAGAAAAAGCUAAAACUCGUGCGCUCAAGUCCUGAAUAUGGGAAGCCCUCAGUGACCUUUGGCAGUGUCCACCCCUCUGAUGUGUUGGAUAUGCCCGUGGACCCCAACGAACCCACAUAUUGCCUUUGUCACCAGGUCUCCUAUGGAGAGAUGAUCGGCUGUGACAACCCGGAUUGUUCCAUUGAGUGGUUCCAUUUUGCCUGUGUGGGACUUACCACCAAACCUCGCGGGAAAUGGUUUUGCCCACGCUGCUCCCAAGAACGGAAGAAGAAAUAGAUGAAGACCAAGACCCAUUUCCACAGCCCCCCGAUCUGGACUUGGGAAGCGAGGAUCGCCUGAGCUAGCGGCCCCGGGGGAGGGGGUGCCCAGGGAAACGUGAAUGGGGGGGCUGCCGUUCCCCCCCUUCUCCUCCCCUCUCCCCCUCCCCCUUCCUGGUGCUGAGGCGGCGCCAGCCCUGGGAGACAGCCGCAGCCGACGGCGGGGCCGCGCUCAAACCAUCCUUGCCCGCCUUUGCAUCCGAGAGGUCGGUGCUGCUGUGCAGGGGGGGGGUCCUGCUCCCGCCCCUUGUGCGCGGGGCGGACUUGCAGGCACCCCCAACCCUGAGUCUACCCUCCCCCUUAUGGGGAGGGGGGCUGGUGUGAGAUUUUCUCCUCCAUUCUUUCCAAUUUUUCAUGGUGAGGGGUCCCCCAGGUCCCUGGGGCGAGGGGCGCCUCCUUCCUCUGAGCCAAAGGGGAUGGCGGAUCCCGACCCUGAAUGAAUGAGGACGGGGCAGGCGCCGUGGCCCGCCGACGGUUCACCUGUUCAGGACCUGGGUAGGUAACUGGCCUGCCGCCGCCGCCGCCGCGCAGACGCAGCCUGGCGGAUCUCGGCCGAGCGUCACCUCCGCGCCCUCCAGGGUUGGAUGGGGAGGACGGGGUGCUAAGAGGGAGCCCAGAUGAAAUCCUGGGGGUGGGGUGCCCCCGUGCUGGCCUCCACCAUUUCUGGAACUUGCUAAACUGUGCGUCUAUUCUCCAUCAAACAUUGCCCACUAAUUUUUUUUUUCCAAUAAAAUGAUGUAUUUGCGUUA